AUGCACGCAGAGAUAUGCACGCUUCAAAGCCUCUCGCACUGUCUCAACUCUGCUCCUCUAGGAUCUGGGACAUCGCCUCGAGAUAUCUCGGUUGCUGCUCGUGAGCUGGAUUACCGGAUACAAAAGAUUUUGAGCUGGCCAGCAGAGUACAGAACUUUGAGGGCGCGCAAGCGCGAUUGGGCUAGCAUCACCUCUUACCAUCCAGACUACAUUCGCUUCUACAAUGGCAUGUGGUUGUUGGCCAACGAUCUCAUCUUCGGGGUCUACAUUGCAUCGAUCUGCUUGAACAAUCAAGACUACAUUGCAGAGUAUGUCUACACACUAGUAGACUCUUAUUCAAUUGAGACCAGCGGAAGGAUGAUGUACUGGCUCAAGAGCUGGCCUGCCGGUCUCAAGCUCAACAAUGAGCUAGCCAGCUUUUUCGGAGACUUGUUUCUAUGGCUGAUUGGAUCGUGGCAUCAAAUUCUCAAAGCAAUUCGGCCGUUUCUACCUUUAGCAGUCCAAUUCAUUGGCAUGAGUGGAUUUUUGGGUGCAUCCAUCAGCGUGAGUCUUAUCUCUGAUGCAUUCGGCCUCUUGACACUUCACCUCUACGUCUUUUACCUGACGGCGGCACGCAUCUAUGACCUGCAAGUCACAGUUUUACUGUCGCUCUUUCAUCUCUUUCGCGGCAAGAAGCGGAAUGUACUGCGACAUCGUAUCGAUUCUUGUGAUUAUGAUCUGGACCAGCUGCUGCUUGGUACAAUCAUGUUUACGCUGCUUGCCUUUUUAUUUCCAACGGUGCUGGUCUACUAUCUCACGUUUGCAGCGUCGCGCAUUGCCAUCAGGAUUGGCAAGACAGGACUCGACAUGGUGUUGGCUUUUCUCGUGCAAUUCCCUUUGUUUGCGUGCCUAUUACGUAUCAAGGAUGCUCGCAGACUGCCAGGUGGUAUCCAUGUCACACUGCUAGGCCAGCAGAGCGAUGCACAAGUCUCACAUCUGCUCAUUGAGUCCAAGCCACUGCCGUUCGACUUGAUCUUUCAGCCUCUUGUCACUCGGCAAUCGCGCAUCAUGGGUUCGACACUUCAGCUCAAGAAUCUGCUUGUUGCGACGAUGAAGGGCAAGCUGUAG
Protomyces lactucae-debilis is the source of this 1107-nucleotide messenger RNA. RefSeq names its product N-acetylglucosaminyl transferase component-domain-containing protein. Gene Ontology annotation, cellular component: membrane; endoplasmic reticulum. The record is from RefSeq and is a predicted model, not a curated record. NCBI's taxonomy places the organism in Eukaryota, Fungi, Ascomycota, Taphrinomycetes, Taphrinales, Protomycetaceae. The transcript has a single exon. Bases 1 to 1107 code for a protein of 368 amino acids. Gene Ontology annotation, biological process: GPI anchor biosynthetic process.